Messenger RNA from Chlorella variabilis, 963 nucleotides. RefSeq lists its product as hypothetical. The annotation marks the transcript as partial. Lineage: Eukaryota; Viridiplantae; Chlorophyta; Trebouxiophyceae; Chlorellales; Chlorellaceae. The transcript is spliced from 8 exons. Gene Ontology annotation, molecular function: oxidoreductase activity; zinc ion binding. The record is from RefSeq and is a predicted model, not a curated record.
CAGGACGUGCGCGUGGUGGAGGCGGCCGUGCCUGUGGCGACCGACCCUCAGGACGUCAUCCUGCGCGUCACCUCCACCGCCAUCUGCGGCUCAGACCUGCACCUGUACACAGGCGAGUUGCGGUCGAUGCCGGGCAUGAAGAAGCAUGACAUCUUAGGUCACGAGUUCAUGGGAAUGGUGGAGGAGGUGGGGCCCGAGGUGAAGGAGGUGCGCAAGGGCGACCGCGUGGUGGUGGCCUUUGACAUCGCCUGCGGCACCUGCUUCUACUGCCGCAACAGCUACUACACCAGCUGCGACAAUACCAACCCCAGCAAGGAGCAGGAGAUGAUGUAUGGCCACCGCUCCGGAGGGUUCUUUGGGUACAGCCACCUGACGGGCGGCUGGGACGGCGGGCAGGCCGAGUACGUGCGCGUCCCUUUUGCCAACCUGAACUGCCUCAAGGUGCCUGCCAGCCUGUCGGAUAACCAGGUGGUGCUUCUGUCAGACAUCCUGCCCACCGCGUGGCACAGCUGCGAGCUGGGGGAGGUGGCGGAGGGGGACCGCGUCGCCAUCUGGGGCGCCGGGCCGGUGGGGCUGCUGGCGGCCCACUGCGCCUUUGCGCGCGGCGCUCAGCGCGUCAUCCUCAUCGACCGAGAGGAGGAGCGCCUGGCCUUUGCCCGCGAGCGCAUCCGCAACGGCACCGUGGAGACCAUCAACUUCACAAGUGGGGGGGCAAGCAGCGUGGGCACAGGCUGCCCCUUCUGGCACCCCUUCCUCCCCCUUGCCUUAAUCCUCGCCUCCUCCUGCAACCCCGCAGUCGGCUUGCACUACACCUCCUCCUGGCUGCACUACUUUGAGACGGCGCUGAAGCUGGAGACCGAUCCGUCUGAAAUUGUGAACGAGCUGAUCGAGUGCUGCCGCAAGGGCGGCCGCGUGGCCAUCGCCGGCGCCUAUGCGGGCUACUGCAAUCACUUCAACAUCGGU